CAUUAACCCUUUCAGUCUUGCGGGAUAAUUUUUGCUUGGAAGAAAAAGCUGUGGAACCACUUCAGAAAAUAGAUUUGGGGAGCUCGCAAUUACCAAAAUUUGCAAAUGUGGGGUUUUGUUUGCUUUAAAAUAGUUAGGAUUACAAGGGUUGUUUGUACCACUUUCAUAAACCCUCCAUAGUCGAGGCAGUCAGUACUUGAGUGUAGAAGAUAGCGGUUCAGUUCAACAAAACACCACCACCACUGUUGCCGGCUAAGAAAGAUGAGCUCCUCCGUUCAAACUCCACCCUGGUUCACCACGGACUUCGUUCACUCGAUAAUUCGCAAUCAUGAAUCAGACCCCACGAUCACAAUAACCCAACCGGGCAUCCUCGAACCGGGAACCAAAGCUGGAGACAGCUUCUCCGGUGCUCUGCACCGCACCAAAGUUCACUACCGUUCCGAUCGUCAUCCGAAUCAGGAACUCAGCACCAGCUGGAUGCUCAAGUCCGAAUCCAGCGAUGCCCUGAACACCGCUCCAGCCCUGUUCAACACGGAACAUCGCAUGUACACGGAGGUUCUGCCCGCUAUGCAGCGGGAGUUGGCAGGAAUUGGUGAACGUCUGAGUGUUCCAGGGUUGAUUUACGGUUCCGAAAGUCCUCGAUUGAUUGUGAUGGAGGACUUGUCCUACGCAGGGUGGACCAGAAUGGAUGAGAUUUGUAGGUUUGAGGAUGCUUUACCGACGAUUAGGAUGAUUUCCAUGUUUCAUGCGGCAUCGUUUGCACUGAAUAAGAAGGGCAUGACACUCUCCAACUUCGCCAACCGCACCUCGGACAGCUUGCUGUCGAUGUUCCGUCCAAUGUUCAGCUCCUACAUCGACACCAUCUGCAGUUGGGACGACUUCAAAGAAAUUCGACCUCGGCUUCAGGAGUUCAAAGCUUCUUUCGCGGAUCAAUACAAACAAGUGUACACUGCAAAUCCCGGUCCCGAAGGGUACAACGUUCUGAACCAUGGUGAUUUCCAUGGCAAGAACCUGCUUCACUUACUGGACGACCAGCGCAGAGUGGUCAAAACGGCUGCCCUGGACUACCAGGUUUGCAGCUGGGGAUCCCCAGCCAUUGACUUGAUUUACUUCCUAUACCUGGUAGUUCAUCGAGACGUCCUAGACAACCACCGCGAUCAACUGCUGGAAGGGUAUCAUCGACACUUUGUCGACUGUUUGACCCGAUUGAAUUUCCAAGGCUGGGUCCCAACCCACGAAGAUCUCCAAGCCGAGCUGAACCGGAACGUUUUCUUCGAACUGUUCAACGACGCCGUCGGUGCGCCGUUCCGCACCGUCGACUUUGGCGCAGUGUCCCUGGAGGACUUUCUGGCCGGGCGCGUCCCGAACGUGGGGCUUAGCAACGCUGGCUACCGCCGAAAUGUUCGCGCCAACCUGACCCGGUUGGUCGCACGCGUGGCUUUUAAUGUUGCGAAAUAAAUUUCCCCCUCAGCCGACAGCUUACAAAGGAU
Molecule: messenger RNA, 1490 nt
Organism: Culex quinquefasciatus (southern house mosquito)
Lineage: Eukaryota; Metazoa; Arthropoda; Insecta; Diptera; Culicidae
Exons: 4
Coding region: 262-1458 (398 amino acids)
Source: RefSeq, a predicted model, not a curated record